AUGCUUGCCAUCGAAUGCAUCCACUUAGAAGUGUCUCCUCGAACAGAGUGGAGCGACUACGAUGAGGUGGAUUAUGCUCGUACCCAGUGGCUGCAGUCCCUAAAACCCAACAAUGGUCCCGACUGCAUCAUCAAUCGUUGCAUCAAAUCACCUCAGGUGACACUGUACGAAUCGGUGAUUGUCCUUCGUUUGCAAGACGUCGUUGCUACGUGUGUGAUGUUGGAAAAUCAACGCGAAGAUGAGCGUUGGCCUCUGCCGGUUGGGAAUACUCACACCUACAAAAGGCGCACCAUUAUUGAGGCCUUUGAUGAAGAGCAGCAAAGUCUCACCUCUAACACCUUCUUUGCCUCCGACACCGAAAUGCACAAGCUACCGAUGAAGGCGAGCCUUAUUUCCAUUGACUUGACCCAAUGCUUUGCGCAUGGCAUCUCCGAUGUAGGUACGUGGUUUUUUCACUCCCUUUUAUUUUUAUUUUUUUUUUCGUUUGUAUCACACUUUGCUAUAUUUUAA
Hydatigera taeniaeformis is the source of this 510-nucleotide messenger RNA. The record is from the annotation of a GenBank genome assembly. NCBI's taxonomy places the organism in Eukaryota, Metazoa, Platyhelminthes, Cestoda, Cyclophyllidea, Taeniidae.